This is a messenger RNA of Amoebophrya sp. A120, 679 nucleotides long. The record is from the annotation of a GenBank genome assembly. Lineage: Eukaryota; Dinophyceae; Syndiniales; Amoebophryaceae.
UGAUUCGAUACACAUGCAAAUAAGCGAAUGAGAGCAAGACCUAGAUGACCGGCACCGGAGUAAAUAAAAGAAAAACCAAAAAGUUCGCUCGUCCUGCUCCUAUCCGUAUAAAGCCCACAAAAAGUAGUGCCAUGGUGCCUUCGCAGUGUCACGUGGCAAGACCCAACGCGCGUUCGCGACUUCAAGCGGCCGGGCGGCACGUCGCCGGACGAAGCUCGCUAGUCUCGAUUUGUUGCAGUUCGCUUUUCUGGUCAACAUUAUACCCCAGCAUUACGACGACCAGCGGCGGAAUAGUACUCGCUCAGGCGCUCUUGCGAAAGCGCGCGAAGAUGAAACUGGGCGCCUCCCAUGACCACCCUACGACGUCCAGCUGCACGAACUCGUCCGCGUCGUCUGCUAGUGCUAGUGGGCAACAAGAAAAAGAACAAUCAUCGAGAUCGAGGAGUUCGAGAGACACAACGGCUACGGCAACAAAUUUGAUUAUUGUUGAGGAAGGCGAAGGAGACCAAGGCCAACAGACGGGGACGCCUACUCUCGCACGGGAACAAAUUGAAGAUUUUGUGUCUUUCUCAAGUAAGCCGUCUGCAGCUUCUUUGAUGUCCUUGCUGAUUCCUGAAAGUUUCGUUCCAAUAGACAGCGACAAGGCUUGGGAAGUUGAAGGUCUAGGUCCUCGUCGCGC